Messenger RNA from Trametes versicolor FP-101664 SS1, 1425 nucleotides. RefSeq lists its product as uncharacterized. Bases 1 to 1425 code for a protein of 474 amino acids. The transcript is spliced from 2 exons. The record is from RefSeq and is a predicted model, not a curated record. Lineage: Eukaryota; Fungi; Basidiomycota; Agaricomycetes; Polyporales; Polyporaceae.
AUGAGUCUCAGGUCGUCUGAAAACCUACCAGGACCAGCAGACAGCAGUGAGCCUAUAGCAGAGCCCACGACGAUCACCACCUUGGUCGACGUGAAUUCGACCUAUAGGCAGCUCUACAUUGAGGGCGAAAUGUCCUGCUUGGCCAGCGAUACUACCUGGAUCACGCUAGACACGGAGGACGCCAUAACGGCACUAUCCGAUGCCCUCUGUGCGGAGCCCGACAAGGUUGAUGACUUCCCCAUCCGCACGUUGGAGGUUCACGUGCCAUCCGUCUCCGGCGACAGCCUCAAAGCGCUUCAGGAGCUCCUCGCAUACCUUCCCUUACUGACGCGACUGUGGAUGCACCACACAGAGCAGCUCUUCGUAGCCCACCCGCUACUUGCCCAGAUCGUGUCCACCGGAGUCUCCCUCACCGAAGUGCGCUUCUGGGACGCGGGCCCGACGACCCACGCCGUCCUCAGCAGCAUGCACGCCCGGCUGCGCGCCGUGGAGGUACGGGGCCUGCCCACGCCGUGCACCGCGAUGAACCUCUUCCUGCCGUCCGCGGCGACGCUCGUCAAGAUCGACAUCCGCAGCAUCGCGCUGGACGUGCGCGAGCGCACGCUCCGCUUCCCGCGUGUGCAGGUCCUGCACGUCGCGUUCAGCGGCGACAUCAACCUGCUCGACCUGGGCGCGUACAAGUACGCGUUUCCGUACUUGCGCGAGCUCCGGACGACCCGCGCCCUGCCAAUUUCGACCCCGCAGGAUGGACACACGGUCCGCGAGCGGAACGUCCUCUCGGGGGCGCGUGAGCCCGGCUGGGCAGCGCUGGACGGCCUCGAGGUGCCCCCGCCCGAACUCUGGCUGCUCGGGGUGUCCUGCCCGGCGAGGACGGUGCAUUUCGACGUCGACGUGGGCCUUCCGCUCUUCGUCCUGCGCCAAGUGCUCCCGCCGCUGCGACCGCGACACCUGUAUUUGCACUUUGCGAACGCCGAGGACGCGUACAGGGUCGUGCGCGACUUUGCUGCGCUGCUCGCGUGGUCGUUGCCGUGGCCCGGCGUCGCGACGCUCACGCUGGAAAUACGCUUGCCCGCAGGGAAGCCUGAUCGCUGCUGGGUGAUUGUGCACUUGCUGAAGGAGCACGGUGCCCGGAACGUAUUCUGCACAGAGAUGCUCACCGUGCGGUUUGUCGGAGUGGCCGCCUCACCCCAACCCAAGAGAGUACUGACGGCUCUGUGGGGAGCCAUCUGGGACGCGGCGGCGGAGGACCUGUGGAUGACGUGCACGAUGGUGAGGCGGGUGACGCUCCGGCUCGAAGUCGAGGCGCCGCAGACGGAUGGUUCGACCAGGAGAACGGUGAUGUACACCGCACGGCACUGCAGCGACAGCGGAGUUCCUGGGGACGGUGGAGAAGCGUGGGCGUACGUAAACCCAGCAGAAUGGUGA